Molecule: messenger RNA, 4057 nt
Organism: Talpa occidentalis (Iberian mole)
Lineage: Eukaryota; Metazoa; Chordata; Mammalia; Eulipotyphla; Talpidae
Gene: SLC35F2
Product: solute carrier family 35 member F2
Exons: 9
Coding region: 433-1575 (380 amino acids)
Biological process (GO): transmembrane transport
Cellular component (GO): membrane
Molecular function (GO): transmembrane transporter activity
Source: RefSeq, a predicted model, not a curated record
UUGGAGGGAGCUAGAGGCCCCAGAAGGAAAGGAGAUGAAGCCCCAGCCCUGAGAGAUGAGGACGGGAGGUCCCCGAAGAAGAGACGACGCCAGCCCCUGAAGGAAGAAGAAAGAAGGGGAAGACAGUUCCAGCCUCCGAAGAAAGAGGAAAAGAUGCAUCCAGCAGCCGCCCUCUGAGGAGGGAGAGAAGCCGAGGGACUCUGUCAUGGACUGGGCCUCGGGCCUGCCUCUGACGUUGCCUGACAGGAGCACCAAAGGCCCUGGGCCUGGUGCCUCAAAGAGCUGUUUGUUGUUGGGAUGACCCAGAAACUCACAGAGAGCUGUUAACUCUGGGUGUCUCUAUCACCGCCUCUGCAGGACCAGCAGUGCCCAUCACUACUGGCCGGUGCUGCCCUGCAUUCCUGGUGACCGGUGGCAACCAUCAGUGACACUAUGUGGGUGAGGAUACUUGCUUUGGGGAAAACCACCUGCAUUAUAAGAAGACCCACUAUCCUGAAGACACCAGCUGUGAGGGAGAUGGCAAUAAGCAACCACACAGAUCUAAGAGGAGAGAAAUGCUGGAGUAUUUUGAAAACAAUCGCCCUGGGUCAGAUGCUAUCCUUGUGUAUCUGUGGGACAGCCAUCACCAGCCAGUAUUUGGCAGAAAGAUACAAAGUGAACACGCCCAUGCUUCAGAGUUUUAUCAACUAUUGUUUGCUGUUUCUAGUUUACACAAUGAUGCUGGCCUUUCAAUCAGGCAGUGAUAACCUUUUAUACAUCUUGAAAAGAAAAUGGUGGAAGUACAUCCUGCUGGGAAUAGCAGACGUGGAAGCUAAUUACCUGAUAGUCAGAGCAUACCAGUACACGACUCUAACCAGUGUCCAGCUUCUGGACUGCUUUGGGAUUCCUGUACUGAUGGCUCUCUCGUGGUUUAUUCUUUAUGCAAGAUACAGAGUGAUCCACUUCAUCGCUGUGGCCGUCUGUCUGUUGGGUGUAGGGACAAUGGUUGGUGCAGAUAUAUUAGCAGGGAGGGAAGACAAUUCAGGGAGUGAUGUGCUGAUUGGGGAUGUCCUGGUCCUUCUUGGGGCUUCUCUCUAUGCAGUUUCUAAUGUGUGCGAAGAAUAUAUUGUGAAGAAGCUGAGCAGACAAGAGUUUUUAGGAAUGGUGGGCUUGUUUGGAACAAUUAUCAGCGGCAUACAGUUAUUGAUUGUGGAAUAUAAGGAUAUUGCCAACAUUCACUGGGACUGGAAAAUUGCCCUGCUGUUUGUGGCAUUUGCCCUCUGUAUGUUUUGCCUGUACACCUUCAUGCCACUCGUGAUUAAAGUCACUAGUGCCACUUCUGUUAACCUGGGCAUUCUGACAGCUGACCUCUACAGCCUUUUUUUUGGACUCUUUCUGUUUGGCUACAAGUUUUCAGGGCUCUACAUCCUGUCCUUCACGGUCAUCAUGCUGGGGUUUAUUCUGUACUGCUCCACCCCCACACGCACGGCAGAGCCGGCUGAGAGCAGCGUGCCAGCCGUCACCAGCAUUGGGAUCGACAACCUGGGACUAAAGCUGGAGGAGACCCUCCCGGACCCCCACUCUGCUGUUUUUUAGCUGGAAAAGAAGGUGCAUGUGCGUGUGCUGAGGCCGCCUGGGAAACUGGGAUGAAACAGAGCCUGCUGACUUUGGGAAGGGGGCUCUUGGAAAUGAUCAGACUUGGAGGGAAGGAUCUAUGGCUUUUGGACUGGAUCCAGUGGUUAGAUUUUACAAAGGAACACAAACUAACGUAUCGAAGUAGAAAUGCCAAAUGGACUAGAAGCCGAGACCAGGAUUGUGUGUGAGGACCAAUACCUGUCAGUGUCAGGAAGACCAGGUGUGGGCGCCACUGGAGGUCCCAGGGCUCUGUGGGGAAGCAAGGCCUGAGACAGGCCGUCCAGGCUGGCAGGGUGGCCCCGAGGAGGGGCUGUCCAGGGUGGUCUGGGGGCAGGUUUCCUCAGUUGGAGACUUCUGGGUUUUGCCCUGCUGAGAUGGUCAUUGUCCUCACGGCCUUUGGGCUGCACUUGAGAAAUCCUGAGCUGCCAUAGAGAGAUGAAACUUGAGUGCAGUAAAUGGAACCCUUUCCCAACGGUUAAAGGAAGAUACACUACUUCUUACCAGAUAUUUGCAAUGUGCCAUGAGAUUUUUAUGAUACGUCUUCAGUGCAUUGUGUUAAUAUAUAGCAUCAUUAUAUCAUGACCAACAUGCCACUUUCCAAAAACUCUCUAUAUAAACUUUUUUUUUUUUUUUGGUGAAAAGAAACAGAGUAAGUGUUCGUAUUAGAAAAAGAUGUUAAUUUCAUGGAAAUACAUUUACUGUGUUUUCUUUGAUUAACCAGUUUCCCCUAUGGAUUUUAUAUUGAUUUAAUAUAUUCAAGAUUUCUUCAUAUCCAACUUUUCAGAAUCGUGUCUUCUUUGAGGUGAGCAAACCUAUCUACUUGAGGCUAUGCUUGUGGAUGGAGGGCAGUUCAGAGGGAGCUCACAGAUCAUUUGCAGGGGUAAACAUUUUAAAUUCUGAAAUGCCAUAAGGUUUUUUUUUUAAACUUUUUUUUUUUAAGAUUUAUUUAUUUAUUUAAGAACCGGAGUACAGGCCAGAUGCGCGGGAGGGUGAGAGGAUUCACCAGAGACAGAGCAGGGAACAGAACAGGCAGUCUGACAAAAUACACUGCUGAGGGGAGCAGCGGGCGAGACAGGAAAGGUCUGCUGCACCAUGAGGGAUUCUCGCUGGCCGGCUGGGAUCAAACCCACGCUGCAGAGGAUGCGGACAGCUUCACAGCGUGGCACUCAACUGCCUGUGCCACCAGGGGAGGCCCUUAAACUUUUUUGAGUGAUAAAAGCUUUCGUUCUCUGCUACCACUUAAAAGAAUGUUUGGUUUUCACUCAGUACCAUUAUUAAGGACAGUCAGUGAAUGGAAAGAGGUUCAAAUGUUGGGCCUUUGGGGGAAGAUUGGGUUUGAUUAGCACAUUUAUUAUUUCUUAAAAUAUCUUGCUUAAGAAUAAGCCUGUAUAUGCAGGGAGAUAGUGAAGAAGACACUCUGGAGUGACAACAACCCACAUGUCUGGCAAGGCAGAGCUCAAAUAUCACCUCUUCUGUGAAGCCUUUCUCAGGCCAUCUAGAGGAGUUUCCCCUUCUUAGGGGGCCCUCAGGGCCUUGUUCAUGUCCUCCCUGGAGCACUUGCUGUUUAUUGCCCCGCCUCAUGACAGACUGAGCUUCUUCUAGGCUAACAGCAGUCUGUUUCUAGCCCUUUCCUUCUGUUACUUCUUGGGUGUUUAUUAAAUAGAAUUUGUUUUGAAUCUAGAAUUUGUUCAGAAUCUAGAAGGGGAGACUGACCUAAAGUAAGACCUUUUCUGCAGAUUCCUGUGGGUGUUUAGCCACCGUACCUUGCUCUAUUUUUCUACCCAGAUCCCUCAUCUGAGUGUUCCCCUGUUGGCAUCCCUUUGGAGAAAGGCAAAGAACCUCCAAUUGGGGAAUCCCAAGAUAAAGACUCAGAACUCACUGUUCCAAAGAAGCCAUGCAGUGAUUCAAUAACAGUACUUCAAGGCUGUGCAUCCUGGUUUAAUAGGUGUGCAGACUGGGAUUUUAACCAGCUUGAAUAAAUGCUCUUGAUGUAGAAUAAGUGUCUUCAAACAUUUGAUUUACACACAAGAUUUUUAAACACAACAUAUUCUUAAGUUGAGAACCUCCUGUAAAUCCUUUUUCAGUUUAUCACAACAAUAUUUAUUUUUUAAUGUUUUCUGGUAGCUAUUCAUGUCUUAAAAAAUUCCCACAGAAUAGUAUCACAGAGUUGCUGGGUUGUAGUAAACUGUGCACCUGGACUAUGGUGACUUUUUAAAGGGCUUUAUUGGUGCCAUUUUCACUAUUUGCAUUUGCAUUUUUGGGGUCAGAUAGUUGCCAUUUCCCAUCAGAGUAGCACAGAGAAACGCUAUGUAUUAUCAGCGGCCUUUCCAGUAGGUGGCGCUUUAAUAAUUAGAACAACCUAAAGACUUGUGACAUAAACACUUUCAUUUUAUAGACCUCCAUAAUGUCCUGUUAAUCAAAGUAUUUUGUUUUUUAAAAGGUU